Molecule: messenger RNA, 861 nt
Organism: Rhodofomes roseus
Lineage: Eukaryota; Fungi; Basidiomycota; Agaricomycetes; Polyporales; Fomitopsidaceae
Exons: 4
Coding region: 24-731 (235 amino acids)
Source: RefSeq, a predicted model, not a curated record
CUCGAUGAUCGUGGAAAACUUGGAUGGCAGCACGCACGAUUCCCAACUUGAAAACACCGAUGCUGAAUACGAUCGCAGACUUCCAUUCUUUCCGCGCACGGCGCGCAGCACUGCGCGAGAUGUGGGCUGGCAAGUGUUUGGUCCAAGUUGUCUCGCUCUUCCGACAAAAGUUCAGAGUGCAGCACUGGCGGGCGCCGCAGCUCAUGAGGCAGUCCAAGUCAGUGCACGGUCGGUUUGGAUAUCCAACACAGUCCGAGAGACAGGCGCGGAGUUACCUCUCGCAACCUCCCCUGGACAUCAUCAGCGAAACUCUUUGCUGCGCCCCUUGCACAACAAGCCUUGCCUCAGGGACAGAUUACCUCCCAGAUUGCGAACCGCGCCGAGUCCCCGUAUCCGUUACGCUCACGAUCACCGGUCGUCGAUGCUCCGGCAAGUCCUACAGUUCGAGCAAAGGAGCAUUUUAUGAUUCGCGUGAAGCUGCACUAUCAAGGCGUGGUUCGAGGAAUGGCGCUGCCAUCAGACCUGACUUGGGAGGAUUUCGAACGCGCUGUUCUCGCAAAAUCUGGCAAUACACCCUCUGGACUGGACAUGGAGUUCGAGGACGACGGGGAGCGCGUCGGUUUGCGCGAUCAGUCAGACUGCGAAUUCGCUUUGAUGACCCCGCGCGCACACGUGGGACAAGGCGGGAUCGAAGGAAAGCUGCGAAUCUGGUGCUCCGAUCGACCCAGUGAGCGCGCGACGCUGUACUGUCCUGAGGCGAGACUCCGUUUAGCGGUAGCGGUGUCUCCCGCACCGAUACGAUACUCUUUGGACCUCAUUUCGAUCGAAUUCAUGCUGUGCCUUGAUAGUACCAUUAAGUUA